AUGUCAUCUUUGUUGAUUUUCUUGCUUGUAUUGCUCCCUUUGGGGCAAAUUUUCCAACUCUCAGAUGCCCGGAUUUACACACUUGAAAUGCACCACCGUUUCUCUGAACCCGUCAAGAUGUGGUCGCGUGGAAGUGGCAAUGGGGUUCAAAAGUGGCCAGUUGAGGGCAGUUUGGAGUACUAUGAAGAGCUGGCCAAACAUGACCGUCUAUUGAAGGGCCGGCAUCUUUCCGAGUAUGAAGGGCCGCUCACCUUUUCGGAUGGGAAUUCAACAUUUCGUAUCAGCUCUUUAGGAUUCUUGCAUUACACAACUGUGGCAUUGGGAACGCCUGGGGUGAAGUUCAUGGUGGCCUUGGAUACUGGAAGUGAUUUAUUUUGGGUUCCUUGUGAAUGUGGGAGAUGUGCAUCUAUUGACGAUUCAUUUCAUAACCAGGAUUUUGAACUUAGCAUAUACAGCCCAAAUGCAUCAUUGACUAGCAAGGAAGUUACUUGCAGCAACAACUUAUGCACACAUCAUGCCACUUGUCUGGAUACAUUUACUCAAUGCCCUUACUCAAUAUCCUAUGUCUCUUCUGAAACUUCAACUUCUGGGAUUCUAGUGGAAGACGUUUUACACCUAAAAAGUGAACAUGACCACGAAGGAUCUCUCGAGGCAUUCAUUACCUUUGGUUGUGGGCAGGUUCAGACAGGGUCUUUUCUGGAUGUUGCAGCUCCGAAUGGUCUAUUUGGACUUGGCUUUGAGAAAAUAUCGGUUCCUAGCAUUUUGUCUCAGAAAGGUUAUACAGCUAAUUCUUUUUCCAUGUGUUUUGGCCACGAUGGCAGAGGAAGAAUCAACUUUGGAGAUGAGGGAAGCCUUGACCAGGAAGAGACCCCAUUUAAUGUUGAUUCUCUACACCCAACUUACAAUAUCAGUGUAACUCAGAUACGAGUGGGAACUGCUCUCAUCAAUUCAGAAUUUACUGCUCUCUUUGAUUCUGGAACCUCUUUCACGUACCUUGUUGAGCCUACAUAUUCAAGGAUUUUGGAAAGCUUCCAUUCACAAGCACGAGAUAAACGUCAUCAAACUGACGCGCGGAUCCCUUUUGAAUAUUGUUACGAUAUGAGCCCUGAUUCAAACACAAGUUUGAUUCCCAGUUUGAGCCUAACUAUGAAAGGAGGGAGUCGGUUUACUGUAUAUGAUCCCAUAAUAGUCAUCUCCACUCAGCACCAACUUAUAUAUUGUCUAGCUGUUGUCAAGAGUGAAGACUACAGCAUAAUUGGACAAAACUUUAUGACUGGCUACCGCAUUGUCUUCGACCGAGAGAAACUAGUGCUUGGAUGGAAAAAGUUCAACUGUUAUGACAUUGAAGAAUCAACUGCUGCAAAAGCACAAAACUCCACCAGCGUCCCACCUGCUGUAGCAGUAGGCAUAGGCAGUAACUCGUCCUUGGGAAAUAAUACGUCUGAAAAAUCCAUCGCAUCAUCUUCUUUUAAUCUCAUCUGCUUGUACCUUCAAUCUAUCAUCUUCUUGGCGGUAGUAUUCCUGUAG
Molecule: messenger RNA, 1527 nt
Organism: Oldenlandia corymbosa var. corymbosa
Lineage: Eukaryota; Viridiplantae; Streptophyta; Magnoliopsida; Gentianales; Rubiaceae
Source: the annotation of a GenBank genome assembly